AUGCCGGGCAGCCGGCGGCCGCGGGCCCGCUCCGGGAACCAGCCUCGCCCCGCGCCCGCCAUGGAGCCGGCCGGCCGCGGGGCCUGGGCCCACAGCCGCGCCGCGCUCGACCGGCUGGAGAAGCUGCUGCGCUGCUCGCGCUGCACUAAUAUUCUGAGAGAGCCUGUGUGUUUAGGUGGAUGUGAGCACAUCUUCUGUUGUAAUUGUGUAAGUGACUGCAUUGGAACUGGAUGUCCAGUGUGUUACACCCCAGCCUGGAUACAAGACGUGAAGAUAAAUAGACAAUUGGACAGCAUGAUCCAGCUUUGUAAUAAGCUUCGAAGUUUGCUGCAUGACGAUAAACUUUCAGAUUUGAAAGAAGAUAUAUCUAGGAAAAGCUUAUUUAAAGACUCAGAAAAUAAGAAGAAUUCAAUAAAAAUGUGGUUUAGUCCUCGAAGUAAGAAGGUCAGAUAUAUUGUGAAUAAAGUUUCAGUGCAGACCCAGCCUCAAAUUGUAAAUGAUGAGAAUGCUCAGCAAGCCUCAAUGUAUGAAUUUGUUUCUACAACUCCUCCAGCAAAUAUUUCUGAGAGGCCUAAAAAGACUUCUACAAGGUCUGGGAAAAAGCAAAAGAAGAAAACUUUAAUUGAAAUCCACCAAGAAUGUAAGGCAGAAACAGAACGUUGUGAACUUGAGUCUAAAGAAUUUAAAGAAAAACUGAUCUCAUUCUCUAGCCAAGCAUCUCUUAGCGCUAGCCCUCCAAGAAAUGGUGAAAUAGACUUGCUAGCAAGUGGUUCUGUGAUAGAAUCUGAAGAUUUUGGAAGCUUAACUAAGAUUUCCUUACCACUGGCUGAGCACAUAGUGUCUCCAGAAAUUGAGAGUAAGAAUGAAAAAGUUCCUGAGGAAAAUCUCUGUGAAAAUGAUCUUGCAUCUAAGCAGUCCUUGUCCUUAGAUGAUAAAGGAAAACGUGGACGUAGCAACAGAAGGCUUUCCAAUCCCAUAUCUAAGAGAUGUAGAAGCAGCAUUCCAAGCACUGGUGGAAAUUCUAUUAAGCAGACAGUGCUCUCAGAAGACAUACCAUUGCCUCCUGACUGUUCUUCACCACCUUCAAGCAGACUUAACGUUGGUGACAAAUCAAGAAGGAAAAACAGCACUAUAUUAGAUGAGCCCAUUAACCUAUUGCCAGGCACACCACCUUCUACACUGAAUAGUGCAAGUUAUAGACGAAUGAUGACUAGCCCCUCAGCCAUGAAGCUGUCAUCGAGUAACCUUGUGAAGAGAAAUCACAGAGGAGAGACUUUGCUCCAUAUUGCUUCUAUUAAGGGCGAUGUACCUUCUGUUGAAUACCUAUUAAAAAAUGGAAGCGACCCAAAUGUUAAAGACCAUGCUGGAUGGACCCCAUUGCAUGAAGCCUGCAAUCACGGGCACCUGAAGGUUGUAGAAUUGUUGCUCCAGCACAAGGCACUGGUGAAUACCACUGGGUAUCAGAAUGACUCCCCACUUCAUGAUGCAGCCAAGAAUGGGCAUGUGGAUAUAGUCAAGCUCUUACUAUCCUAUGGAGCCUCCAGGAGCGCUGUUAACAUAUUUGGUCUGCGGCCUGUGGAUUAUACAGACAGUGAAAAUAUGAAAUCGCUAUUGCUACUACCAGGGAAGAAUGAAUCAUCAUCAACUAGCCAUUGCUCAGUAAUGAACACUGGUCAGCGUAGGGAUGGACCUCUUGUACUCAUAGGUAGUGGACUUUCUUCAGAACAACAGAAAAUGCUCAGUGAGCUUGCAGCAAUUCUUAAAGCUAAAAAAUGUGCCGAAUUUGACAAUUCUGUAACUCAUGUCAUUGUUCCUGGUGACACAGUUCAGAGUACCCUAAAAUGUAUGCUUGGGAUUCUCAGUGGAUGCUGGAUCCUAAAAUUUGAAUGGGUGAAAGCAUGUCUACAAAGGAAAGAAUGUGAACAGGAAGAAAAGUACGAAAUUUCUGAAGGCCCAAAGAGAAGCAGGCUCAAUAGAGAACAGCUGUUGCCAAAGCUAUUUGAUGGAUGCUACUUCUACUUCGGGGGAACCUACAAGCACCAUCCAAAGGACAACCUUGUUAAGCUUGUCCACGCUGCAGGGGGCCGGGUCCUCAGCCGAAAGCCCAAGCCCGACAGCGAUGUGACCCAGACCAUCAACACAGUGGCUUACCACGCCAGGCCCGCUUCUGACCAGCGCUUCUGCACUCAGUACAUCAUCUACGAAGACGUGUCCGGUCAUCGCCCGGAGAGGGUCCGGCAGGGCAAAGUCUGGAUGGCUCCUUCCAGCUGGUUUAUAGAUUGUGUGAUGUCCUUUGAGUUGCUCCCUCUUGACAGCUGAAUAUACCGCACCCGAUGAACUGUUGAGAUUGAACUUGACUGAGAACCAGCAUUUGCACAGUUUUGAUCAUUCACAUUUUUACAAAUAGGUAGACUAGUUCCUAUUACUUUUUAUCCUUGAAAAGUAAGUCGUGUCAGACUAGGAAUUCAUUCUGUUUACUGAGAUUGCUUUGAAGGAAUUUUCUUUUUAAAACUGGUGUAUGUUUUGAUUCAUCAUGUCUUUCUAUUCAAAUUGUCAGCUAUCAAAGAUUAAUGAGAGAGCAUGAAACUGUUGGUUAAAUAUGGAAGGGGUAUCAUUAUUGUCUCAGCUGUUUAAUGCUCUUUGAUGAAAAAAAAUCCAUACCUGCCACCAGCAAGUGUACCUGUCAUUGUUUAGUAAACGAAGAAUAUUGUCAAAUAAUUUAUCCUGACUUUAUUGUAAUAAAAAUAGAGUACAGAUCUAAAUGUUCCCCACAGGGUUAAAUUCUCCUGUUUACAGUUUUCUCCCUCUUUCAUUGUGUUUAGUUUUUAUAAUUUACUUGGAAUCCUCUUCCACAUUUUUAUCCCUUAUUUUUAGCUUGUAUAUUCAUCAGGCAAUCAUGAUUUGAACCUUAACAGUGUUGUUCUUUGGUGAAAAUCAACCUUGGGCUCAUGGCACAUAUUUUUAUUGUGUACACGUAGUGUUAACUAUCCGUUUAUAACUUUAUUUACUAUAUGUAUAGAUACGUUGAGCAUUUUCUCUAACAUUUUAGUAUCAAUAUUUCUUAGGUUUCACUGGACUAGUCAGCAAAUUGUCAAUCAAAUGUUAAUACAUUAAAUUAGGAAGCAGUUUUUUUCUGGUAGACAUUGCUCGACAUUAAAGUAAUUUUUUUUGAAGGUCUAAAUUUCUUCCUUCACUGUAUUUUGAAAAUACGUACAUUCCCGAGGAGGCAGAAGUUGGGGAUUAUUUGAUUUUGAACAGAUUUUGUCCAUAAGGUACAAAAGGCCAGAACAACAAGUCUAGAGAUAGGAGUGGAAGGACGUAACAGUGCCAAGACAGUGCCGGCUGCAGGGUAGCGGCCAGGACACCGAGAGCGGGGAAACCUGGGAGGUUGCUGCCGUCUCAGUGUUCCCAUUUGUGAAUCGUUUAAAAAGUUUUUAAGAAGCAGAAUUCUUUAAAAAGUCUUCCUAGAAAUGGAGUGGUCUUAUGAUAAUAAAGACACGAGAAGGGAGAUACUGUGAGAACUGCCAGUUUGAGAACAGUUUGAUAAAUAACGACUGCAUUUGAACUGAGAGUUUUAAAGAUCCACUUUUUUGAAAGUUUGAUAUUCUGCUGAUUAUUUCAGAAUACAUUUUAACUUAUUUCCUCCUUUGACAUGUUACUUUUUCAUAUCAAGAAAUGCAUUAUGUGAGCAAAAUAAUAUACUGCUGACCCUGACCUUCAAGGGUGAGUUAACUCUGAAACACUCUCUUUAACUGGUAAUGUGUUUGUCCCACGUUUCUCUCUAAUGGAGAAUGAUGAACACCAUAGCACCAAACAGAUCGGAGGGGUUAGAUAAUGUCUGGAUUAAAUAAUUUAAGAUGGUCUGGGAUUUGGGUUGUCAUUUUUGAUUUAUAACUGACUUUCAGUCACUUUCUAUUGCCUCAUUGGUCACAUUCCUAGACAGGUAUGCGUCUGUACUUCCGAUUUGAAUUUCUCUUUGUAAAUCACCUCUGGGCAUUGCUGCUCACUUUUACUUCAUUUAUUUACUGUUUGUCCCCUUCCUGCUCUGUCAUAUUUUGUCCCUCCACUCUUAGGCAGUUUUAUUUUUGGUUUCCUAAAUGAUUUACAGUGGAUUGAUGUGAAGCUCUUGAAACUUGUACUUUUCAAUAUAGAUAUGCUUGUAAUUGUUUUCAUUUUUCAAUCAUAGAUGCAAGCGUUCUUUUUGUUUACUAUAAAUGAUUAAAGUUAUUUGUGUUUCCAUCUCUCUGUGUCUUCUUUGGAAGUGGUUUGUUCUGUGCUAGUGAAGAAUCAGACUGAGAAAGAUCUGUGAAAGAAUCAGCUAGCAAAAGCUUCUCCUUUUGAACAACAGUGCGCUUUAAUUUUGGAUAGAACUAUUUCUAAAGGAUAUUGGCUACUUUAUUGUGCUUAAAUAAUAAUUUCCGAAUACAAUGUGAGCAUGUUAGGAGGAAGUUAAAAUCAAGAGCGUCAGUCAUUUCUUCAUUUAUGAUAAUUUAUUUAGCUAAACUCCUGCUACUGAAUAUUUGGAUUAUUUCUUU
This is a messenger RNA of Talpa occidentalis (Iberian mole), 4535 nucleotides long. RefSeq names its product BRCA1 associated RING domain 1 (gene BARD1). The record is from RefSeq and is a predicted model, not a curated record. Lineage: Eukaryota; Metazoa; Chordata; Mammalia; Eulipotyphla; Talpidae. Bases 1 to 2319 code for a protein of 772 amino acids. The transcript is spliced from 11 exons. Gene Ontology annotation, molecular function: protein binding.